AUGAAGUAUCAGAAGGAGUUAAUUGAGACUGCCAAUAGGUUGGUGGCUGAUGGCAAGGGGAUUUUGGCAGCCGACGAAUCUAACAACACAAUCAAGAAAAGAUUCGAUGCUGUGGGAGUUGAAAACACUGAAGCGAACAGAGCAAAAUACAGAUCCCUCCUGUUUAACGCACCGGGGCUCACCAAGUACAUUUCAGGUGUGAUAUGCUUCGAGGAAACCCUGGGCCAGAAGGACACCGUCAGCGGUAAGACCCUCUCGGAAACACUCAAGGAAAAGGGGCUUAUCAUUGGAAUAAAGGUGGACAAGGGGCUGUUUGAGUUACCGGUAGUUGGAGAGACUAUUACGAAGGGGUUCGAUGACCUAUUUGAACGCAGCUCAAGAUUCUACGAGAUGGGAGCGCGCUUCGCAAAGUGGAGGAACGUGUUGACAAUAGAUACUGCCAAAGGUCUGCCUUCUAGACGUGCAAUUACUAUGAACGCCUGGAACCUGGCGAGGUACGCCCUGGUGUGUCAAGCGGCUGGCCUUGUCCCUGUGGUGGAGCCCGAAGUGCUCAUGGACGGAACUCACACGGUGGAGGAGUGCGAAGAUGUCACGAGGAGGGUGCUGAUGGACGUGUUCAGGGCACUCAACGAGUACAACGUCCUCCUCGAAGGAAUGCUGCUUAAGGUUAACAUGGUGGUGCCGGGAGCAGAAAGUGCGAGUGCAACCGACAUGAGCAAGGUGGGAAGCCUGACAGCCUCCUGCCUGCUGAAAACGGUGCCCGCAGUGGUCCCAGGAGUCGUGUUUCUCUCGGGAGGACAGAGCGAGAAGAACGCAACGAGGAACCUGAACGACAUCAACAAGUUUAUUCAAACCGUGAACAAUUACUCGAAACGUGAAUUGACCGAAAGUGGACACGAGUGUGCGAGCAAGCUGUGGAAGCUAUCGUUCUCGUACGGCAGAGCCCUCCAGAGCAGUUGCCUGAAGGCCUGGAACGGAAAGGACGAAAACGUCGAGAGCGCACAAAAAGUAUUGCUGAUGAUGGCCAGGAACAACUGGCUGGCCGCACAGGGUAAGCUGACGGUGGAUCACGAAAACGAGUUGGAUCAACUGACGAAGGAUUUAUCCAAAGCCAGUUUGUACGAGAAGGACUACAAAUACUAA
Molecule: messenger RNA, 1143 nt
Organism: Theileria orientalis strain Shintoku
Lineage: Eukaryota; Apicomplexa; Aconoidasida; Piroplasmida; Theileriidae
Product: fructose-bisphosphate aldolase 2
Exons: 1
Coding region: 1-1143 (380 amino acids)
Biological process (GO): glycolytic process
Molecular function (GO): fructose-bisphosphate aldolase activity
Source: RefSeq, a predicted model, not a curated record